Molecule: messenger RNA, 4685 nt
Organism: Lineus longissimus
Lineage: Eukaryota; Metazoa; Nemertea; Pilidiophora; Heteronemertea; Lineidae
Exons: 21
Coding region: 131-3034 (967 amino acids)
Biological process (GO): intracellular signal transduction
Cellular component (GO): microtubule organizing center; microtubule
Molecular function (GO): protein binding
Source: RefSeq, a predicted model, not a curated record
AAAUCGGAAAGUUGACACAAACUUUCAACAUUUGCCUUUUUGACAGUGCUUCGAUUUUCUUGCAAUAUCAUGUAAACUGAUUGGAUUUAUCUGCAAAUUUUGUGCGUGGAUUAAGGUUAUAGUUGCCGGGAUGGCGACAGAUACGGAUAUGAACUCGCCACGAGGUGAUUCGGUGGCAGCAAAGCGAAUUCUUGUCUACCGAAAUGGUGACAGUUUCUUCCAAGCUCACAAAGUGGUUGUCAACAAACGUGCAUGCAAAACUUAUGAAGCCCUGCUUCGCGAUGUCACUAAUUCAUGCAAACUUCCUAAGUUCUGUCGAUGUUUAUACACCCCUAGAAAUGGCCAUAGAGUUAAAGGACUUGACGAGCUUGUGUCUGAUAAAGCUUAUGUUGCUGCCGGCGGAGAGAAAUUCAAGAGAAUAGGGUAUACUGAAAUUCAGGACCCACUUCAUAAACGGCCGACACGGCGAUUAGUGAGAGAUAUCGAGCCGGUGAAACAUAGUAAUAUCCAUGCAUCCGCACGCUUUAAGAAGGUUAUGCAGCUUUCACCUCUCACUAUUUUUGUAUACCUCAACGGUGAGUUUCUGCGGCCCGCCUCGCGUAUCCUCCUGACGCCACGCUUGCUGAACAUGCACAACAUCGAUGCCAUCUAUGAGACAGUUCAAGACAGAGUUAUUACUGGCAAAGGUGCUAUUGCAAAGUUGUGUACACUGGAGGGCGCCCCUGUGAGGGAUGCAGCUGACCUCAAGAACCUGGAAUAUUACGUCGCUCUUGGCAAAUACGAGUCAUUCGUCAACUGCGGCUAUGGAAGGCCGCGGGAACCGUUAAAGUUAUCUCCCAGGUUAGAUCGGAGAGAUCAAGGCCUCUACACCAAGCAAGGACGAAACAACCAUAGCUUCAAAGCCAAGCGGUACGGCAAUUCCUAUCCGAAUUCAGUAGAAUCAGGCUCCAGUACAUCUAAACCCAACAGCGAACCCUCACCAUCUAAAAUACAUGGCUCAAGUUAUGGUGGCGCGAGCAAGAGCAAGACAGCGCCCGGCAGACACACGGACAACUACAAGAAAGGAGCCAUCAACAAGAACAACGAUAAUGAUCCAUUCUAUUCUAAACCAGUCACACACAAACGUAGUGGCGAGGCCAAGCACAGGGAGGUGAAUUAUGAUAACGAGGACGACAUCUUCCGUGCUUCCAGCCGUGAAAAAGAGCGUGCCGCCGAGGUUGAGGAGACACGUGACACCAAGGUUGAUCUACCUGUCGACCAGGUUGAAGCCGAGGAAGUGAAGGAGGAGCGUCCCCGCUACAACUUCAACGAUGAGCCUGAAGAUGACAUUUUUUCACCGAGAUCGGGAGAAUAUGAAUUUGAGCAGGAGGACAAUGGGUUUAACUUUGGGGCAAGCUCCAACAGACGCCAGAGUACGACCAAUCAGUAUCAAGCACAGGAGCCCUUCGCUCUCCCUGGAGCGGCCAUUGAGGAGGAGACUGAAAAGCAAGUAGCAGAGGCAAGCUUGAAACAAGACAGCGUGGAUUUCAGUAAUCCGUCAGGAGGCUUUGGUAAUCCGUCAGGAGGCUUUGGUAAUCCGUCAGGAGGCUUCGACGCUGCUCAGGACACACCAAAGGAGACCAAGACAUUCGAUGAUGACGAUGAUUUGUUUGGUGAUGGUGGUGAUUACACGUAUAGUUACGGUGAUCGCAAAAAGGAGGAAGAUGGCGCUGGAAAUGACCAGGCGGUCAGCGACAACAACGAUUUGACCAAACGGCCGUCUGAGGGACAGGUCGCUGUCCCCGAUGAGCGCACAAAGACCACUGGGGACAAGGCUACCGAUGUCCCGGUCAACGCAGAUCCAUCAGGCGCAGGCCAAUCAGCCAAUAAUAAUGCAGAGGCAGAAUCAAACACUCGCGAAGCCUCGGGCUCUGCUCAUAGCAUUCACAGAGCAAGCAGCUCUGCUGAUAACACUGGUAGUGCAGAGGCGGUUGGCCUUGGAGAAGAAAAGGGCGACGAGAAGAGGGAUGAUGAGGAGGGGGGCAAGGAGGAUGAUGAUGAAGAUCAAAAGAGGGAAAAAGCUGCCACGCAAAUCCAGAAAAACGUGCGUGGCUAUCAGCAGCGGAGGAAGUACCAGGGCACUAAGAAAAAGAAAAAGGACCCCAAAGCUAAAGGGACUAAAGCGGUCGGUCAGAUUAAGUCUGCAAAUAGUGGUGAAAUAGAGGGCAAAAAUGUGAAGCAGAAAAAGGUUCUUCCAGUACUGACCGAGGUUGUCGGACUAGAUAACAACUUGUACCAUAUCACGCUACAUAUAUGUCUGCAGCUCGCUAACGGAGAGCCAAUCACACGACCCGCUAGAGCAACAUUCCAGUUUCAAUUCUGUCGCCCCUUUCAGGAGGAUGAAAUGAAAAAUGCUGCCGUUAAAAUUCAGGCAAAUUACCGUGGCUAUGCUACUCGUCGGGAUCUCAGAGAGCAAGGAUAUGCCAUGGAGACAAGACAGGUCCAUCGAAGUCAUGAAGAGGUCAUGGAAGAGACUGAAGCCGCUACUAAAAUACAGGCUACAUUCCGUGGUCACAAAGCUCGAAAAGAACUUGCUGAAGAAACUGAAGCAGCUACGAAGAUCCAGGCUGGUUUCCGUGGACACAAAGCUCGGAGAGAACUCGCUGAAGAAAGACAAGCAGCAACUAAAAUCCAAGCUGGUUUCCGAGGCAACAAAGCUCGCAAAGAACUUGCCGAAGAAACUGAAGCAGCUACGAAGAUCCAGGCGGGUUUCCGCGGACACAAAGCUCGCAAAGAACUUGCUGAAGAAAAGAAAGCAGCCACGAAGAUCCAGGCUGGUUUCCGUGGAUUUCAAACACGGAAGGAGCUCUCUGUGCAAGCUGAGGAAGACCAAGCCGCAACUAGAAUACAAGCAACAUUCCGUGGCCGUAAAACACGCCAAGACCUUGCUCAGCAAAAGCGGAAUGACGCUCAGACUAAAAUCGCGGCCAAUUAUCGAGGUUAUAAAACCCGCAAAGACUUGACUGCCAAGAAAGAGGCUGAGGCUGCCAACUAAAUGUGAUCCAUCACAUCACCGUCACAGAUUUUAUACUUCAAACGUUCCUCCAUUGAUCGUCAUGUUUCAUGGACAGGAUAUAACAGAAGUACCAGCACAAGUCCACCAAGUAUUAUCAUUCUCGCGCAAGAAGCUUCACUUGUACAUAAUCAACACUGGAGUAUUAAGUAAUGGACAAUCACUCAUACAACGAUUGUGAUAUCAGUGGACUUUAUAGAGUUUUUUAUCAUUUUCAUUUUCGUCAUCGAAUAGAUUUUUUCUGAAAUUCGGACCAACUUGUUGCCGUUUUUAUCUCUCAUUUUGUCAUCACAUCAACAUUUGAUAAAAACGUGUUAAUCAGCUCCCUGGCCUGUCUCAGCAUGAUCUGAGUGUGUCGCAGAAAUCUGGCGGAGGUGAUUUUCAUUUUUAGGGAUUUCUCACAAUAUGAACAUGUUGAAAUGCACCUCAAAGUAAGGUUGUGGUUCACUUUACACUAAACAUAUAUAAUCUAAAGUUCCUUCGUGAAAGAUUAUAUAUCAGUGGAAAUGGCCCAAAAACCAUUGUUGUUGCUAUGGCGACACAUGUGUUGCUGUGACAACAUGGCCCAAAACCAUUGUUGUUGCUAUGGCGACACGUGUUGCUGUGACAACAUGGCCCAAAAACCAUUGUUGUUGCUAUGGCGACACAUGUGUUGCUGUGACAACAUGAUCAAGAACAGUAUAUGUCCGCAAGGAAGAACAAAUUUGGGAUAAAAAUUCAGAAAUCUUUGUCCUCAUCAUCAUUAUCAUACUUAUAGCGAUUGGUUUGACUUUCUGAUUGGUUUGUGUGGUUUGGUUAACUAUUGUUUCUAUGACAACACACUUGGUUGCUGGGGUGACAUGUGUAUUGCCAUGGCAAUCUGUUUGUGUAAUUAUAGUCAUUAUGUAUCUUUGUUCACCUGAUGAAUUGUUCAUUAUACAACGGCAGCAAAUGUAUGCUUUUUUUUUUUGAUUUGGAAAAUUGUUUUUUAAUUCGGAUAUUUCAUUCAAAUGCUAAGAAGUUGAAAAAUGGUCUCAUGUUGGAAAAUACAAAUCUAUUUGCUGUUUGAGUUAUUUUGGUGAAAUCUUUACAUUUGCAGAGAGUAACUAAAAAAUUCUCAAAUAAUUUAAUGGGCGUUUGUAAAAAUAGUUUUGUAAAAAUAGUUUUGUCCUCCCUUAUUCAUGGUCGUGUCAUAACGCAAUAUUUCAAUCCUGAAAUUCCAAAACUCCAUUUCAAUGUAGAACUACUAGGUUUCUAACUUUUCAAAGGUCAAACUCUAAUCGACAUUUGAAGGUGUAUUCAUCUUCAUGGCUUUAUCAAGGAGAGAUUAUGGUUUUAUCUAACUCGUAGCAAAUCAUUUCAAAGAUGUGAGAAUCUGGUGACAUUUUUGUUGUGUACAUAGUUAGUGGCGUAGUUGUUGGAGCCCGGGGCUCAUAUUCAGGAGGUUGUGGGUUCUUUUCUGACUGUUUUUCUUUGUAUCCUUUGUAUCCAAGACACUUUGAAACUCUAGCUGAAAUAGGGAUAUCAUGAAAUAUUGAUUACUGCCUGUUUGAUUUCCCUUGUAAUCCACAGGUGUGAUUAUUGUUAGGUUCCAUUAAUAAUGCUAUUCUACCUGUUUCUACUAACUUAUCUAUUGUAAUUUAUAAAACUAUUU